AUGGUUUCAUUCUCUCGCAUUGCUGUUGCGGUUGCUUUCAUUCUUCCUGCAAUUCUCGCCGCUCCACUUCCCCUUGCUGAACCUGGCAAUCGUCUCGGCAUUGGCGGUACUUCUACUUUCGUUCCAAUCAGACACAACAAGCGUGAGCCUACUCCAGAGGCCGACCCUGGAAACAGACUUGGUAUCGGCGGAACCUCAACCUUCGUUCCUAUCCGCCACAACAAACGUGAACCAGCACCCGAAGCCGAACCCGGAAACAGACUCGGCAUUGGCGGGACUUCUACUUUCGUUCCCAUCCGCCAUAACAAGCGUGAGCCAGCACCAGAAGCAGAUCCAGGAAACAGACUCGGCAUCGGUGGCACUUCAACCUUUGUCCCUAUCCGACACAAUAAGCGCGAUGCAGAGGCAGAGCCAGAAGCAGAGGCCAUCAUCGAAACCCGCGAGCCAGGCAACCGUCUCGGCAUAGGUGGAACCCCAACAUUCGUUCCCAUCCGCCACAACAAACGCGAGCCUGAAGCCGAUGCCGAUGCCGAUGCCGAGGCUGAAGCUGAAGCUGCUCCAGAGUUAGAAGUUGAAGCCGAAGCUAUCAUCGAGACCCGCGAGCCUGGAAACAGACUUGGUAUCGGUGGAACUCCUACCUUCGUUCCUAUCAGACACAACAAGCGCGAAGCUGAAGCUGAGGCUGAGGCUAUUGUUGAGACUCGCGAGCCUGGAAACAGACUCGGUAUUGGUGGAACCUCGACCUUUGUCCCUAUCAGACACAACAAGCGCGAGCCAGAGGCUGAAACUGAGGCUGAGGCCGAGUUCGAGACUGAGCAUUGA
Molecule: messenger RNA, 822 nt
Organism: Cadophora gregata
Lineage: Eukaryota; Fungi; Ascomycota; Leotiomycetes; Helotiales; Ploettnerulaceae
Exons: 1
Coding region: 1-822 (273 amino acids)
Source: RefSeq, a predicted model, not a curated record